Salvelinus namaycush (lake trout) is the source of this 1252-nucleotide messenger RNA. Its product is annotated as forkhead box protein I1-ema-like. The coding region runs from base 89 to 1252 and encodes 387 amino acids. Gene Ontology annotation, biological process: regulation of transcription by RNA polymerase II; cell differentiation; anatomical structure morphogenesis. Gene Ontology annotation, molecular function: DNA-binding transcription factor activity, RNA polymerase II-specific; RNA polymerase II cis-regulatory region sequence-specific DNA binding. Lineage: Eukaryota; Metazoa; Chordata; Actinopteri; Salmoniformes; Salmonidae. The transcript is spliced from 2 exons. The record is from RefSeq and is a predicted model, not a curated record.
CCCGUGGGCACAACUCAGACACUGAAACAGUCAUCAUCUUCUAAGGACCAGAACAACACAGGUGAGAGAGAGACUAGAGACUCUGACCAUGGCGUCGUUCGAACCUCAGGGCCAGUCUCCUCCUUGCUGUGGCCCCCAGUUCCCCAGCCUGGGCCAGGAACCUCCAGAACUCAGCAUGUACAGUGACUGCUACUACCCCCCUCCAUCGCUCCCCAGCCCCCAGCGCACCACCCCCACCUCCUACGACUACAGCACCUCCUCCCCCAACCCUUACCUGUGGUUUAACGGAUCCGGCAUCAAUGCUCCCCCAUACCUGGCCACCACCGGGCCCCCAGGUAACCCCGGGCCCCCUUUCGUCCCCCAGCACUACGGAAUGCAGAGGCCCUACCUGGGGUCCAGCGGGGCGGGGGUCCCUGGGAGGGAGCUGAGCUGGUUCUCUCUGCCCUCACAGGAAGACCUGAUGAAGCUGGUACGCCCGCCUUACUCCUACUCUGCCCUCAUCGCCAUGGCGAUCCACGGCGCCCCGGAGCGGCGGCUGACCCUGAGUCAGAUCUACCAGUACGUGGCCGAUAACUUCCCCUUCUACAACAAGAGCAAGGCUGGCUGGCAGAACUCCAUCAGACACAACCUGUCACUCAACGACUGCUUCAAGAAGGUCCCCAGAGACGAGGACGAUCCUGGUAAGGGUAACUACUGGACACUAGACCCAAACUGUGAGAAGAUGUUUGACAACGGAAACUUCCGUCGUAAGAGGAAGAGGAAGUCUGAUUCGCUGUCUGGAGGAGAGGGGGAGUCAGUAGGGCUGGAGUCAGGUGAUCCCAAUGACCGGGGGAGUCCCCAACCCCCCAGCAACCAUGGGAUCGACAUGUCCCCCACGCCAGAGAGAAUCCCCUCCCCUUCCUCCUCAGGUACCGCCCCUUGCCUGAGCAGCUUCCUGUCUGAGAUGUCUGGAGUGGCAUCUGGGGGAGCCAAUGUAAUCGGAGGAGAUUUGCUGAACCAGGCCCUGCCCAUAACCCUUACCCUGGACGGGACCCAGAGGCCUACACAGCCUGGGGGUUUUGGUAGUUACUGCCCUAGCUCAGGUGCUUCGGAGUGGGCUUCCCAGCUGCCGGCUCCUCCUGGCCUCUCCUCCUCGCCCACCCACUCCUCCCUGGGUUACAGCAGCCCCAUCCUCAGCCAGUUCAAUGGGCAUUUCUACCCUGGCUUGGGCUCAGCAAGCAUCCUAUACCCACGGGAAGGCACAGAGGUCUGA